AUGGCUGGAGAGAAAUUAUAAAGUUCAGGUAAACGCAAAUGUCAACUUAAAUGUCCUGAUCAUUAAUUCAAUCUCCAACCUAAAAGUACAAAAUGUUGGCUUAAAAAUAUUACUAACAUUGAUUUUUGCCCUUUAUAUAAUGAUGCUGUAUAAGAUCUAAAUAAAUUGUGUUUAGUUAUCUUGUUAUGAAAAUAUAGUUCCUGUUUUCAAUUAAGAUGAAUAGUAAUGUUUACCAGGGUUCAUUUUAGAAGUGGAUCGAGUAUAAUUUAAAUGAAUACAUUAAUUAGAAUGACUAUAUAAAGAGUAUGUAGAAAUAUAAAGAAGAUCAUUUAAAAAAGGUUUAGGAGUAUACAACAAAAAAAACCAAAUUAGUAUUACUUUAUUAUAUAUUUAGUAAAUUCCUAAGCCUGGUAGAAAACACAGAUAUUGUGGAGUUUGUCGUAAACCUUAUGUAGAUUAUUUGGAUGUAAUUUUAGGAAUUUAAUAAUUUAGCAUAUCAAAUCUGCAGAUCACAUAAACAGUUUUAAUAGACAUGAAUUUGUUCAUGUUAUAUUAAAAAUAGUAAAUGAAGAUUAUAAAAAUAAAGAUGAAAAUAAAAUUCAAAAUGAUAUCUGCUUUGAUGUUGCUACAUCAGUAAUUCCUAAAAAAAGAGGACCAAAACCAAAAAAUCAAGGUCAGCAAAUAGAACCAAAAAAAAGAGGAAGAAAACCUGCUGAACCAUCUAUAUCUAAACGAUUGAAAACACAACCUAUUUAAGAAUAAUAUAAUCCUUAUAGACCUCAAUAAACUCCAUAUUUUCCAUAACAUUAUAUUUUUCCUUAUCCAACUUAAUUGAAUCAAAUGUUUGCUCAAUUACCAUAUCAAUAACUUGUCAAUAUUCCCUUUCAAAUCCAAUUAGGAUAGGAUCUCAAUAUUGAAAGAAAGAAUGAGGAUAUGAGUAAGAUAUUGUAUUUAAACUAGUUUUAGAUGGAUAAAUUGAAGAAGGUCCUCGAUUUGAUUGA
Messenger RNA from Paramecium pentaurelia, 1001 nucleotides. NCBI's taxonomy places the organism in Eukaryota, Ciliophora, Oligohymenophorea, Peniculida, Parameciidae. The record is from the annotation of a GenBank genome assembly.